UCGUGGCCAAUCAGAGCACAGAGGGCGGGACGAGCGGCGACAGCGAGGACAUCUCCGGCUGUAUCGCAGUGACGGAGGAUUCAAGAAGGAUCCCGAUAACGAGAGAGUCGGCGCGUUACUUCGGAACAAGCAUCAAGACAUCUAAAAAAAAAUGGACUCUAUUUCACUGAUGGGCAGCAGUCCUGCCAGCAAGGCUUCCUUUCUUCCUAACGGAGUGAAGAAUGGACCCAGAGAAGGCUCCAGCAAGCCCACAGUUGCCAUCAUCGGCUCUGGUGAUUUUUCCAAAUGCUUGGCCAUCCGUCUGCUGCACAGUGGCUUCCACGUGGUGGUGGGCAGUCGACAUCCCAAGCGAGCGGCUGAGUUUUUUCCUCACGUGGUAGAUGUGACCCAUCACGAGGAUGCAGUGGGAAAAGCCUCUAUCAUUUUCCUGGCCAUACGCAGAGAGCACUAUACUUCUCUCUGGGACAUCAAGCACCUGCUGGUGGGCAAAAUCUUGGUGGAUGUCAGCAACAACAGGAUGACGAACCAGUAUCCCGAAUCCAAUGCAGAGUACCUCGCUUCCCUUUUCCCAGACUCUGAUGUGGUCAAAGGGUUUAAUGUCAUCUCAGCGUGGGCUAUGCAGUCAGGCCCUAAAGAUGCUAGUCGACAGGUGUAUAUCUGCAGUAACUCAGUGGAAGCGAGACAGCGGGUCAUCGAGUUGGCCCGGCAGCUCAGUUUUAUUCCUGUGGACAUGGGCACGCUCUCCUUGGCAAAGGAAAUAGAGAACAUGCCGUUACGUCUGUUUUCAGACUGGAAAGGUCCCGUCCUAACCGCUGUCGCCCUUUCCAUCUUCUUUUUUGCAUACUCCUUCAUUCGGGACAUCAUUCAUCCUUAUGUGAAGAAUAGGCAAAGCUUGUUUUAUAAGAUCCCACUAGAGAUGGUGAACAGGACACUGCCAGUGGUGGCUAUAACCCUGCUGGCAUUGGUGUAUUUAGCAGGCCAGCUCGCUGCUGCGCACCAGCUCUUCUAUGGCACCAAGUUCAGGCGCUUUCCCCGCUGGCUGCAGGGAUGGUUACAGAGUCGUAAGCAGCUGGGCCUGCUCAGCUUUUUCUUUGCCUGCAUCCAUGUGCUCUACAGCCUCUGCCUGCCCAUGAGAAGGUCUGAGAGAUAUCUGUUGCUCAAUAUGGCCUACCAGCAGGUGCAUGCCAACAUAGAAAACUCCUGGAAUGAGGAAGAAGUGUGGAGAGUGGAGAUGUAUGUGUCUUUUGGUAUUAUGAGUCUGGGCCUCCUUUCCCUCUUGGCCAUCACCUCCAUUCCAUCAGUAAACAGCACCAUCAACUGGCGAGAGUUCAGCUUUAUUCAGUCCACACUUGGCUAUAUUGCCCUGCUUAUCGCCACGUUCCAUGCACUGCUGUUCGGCUGGAAGCGGGCGUUUGAAGAGGAGUCCUACCGUUUUUACAUGCCGCCCACUUUUAUAGUAGCCGUGGCGCUGCCUGUCACAGUGAUUGUGGGUAAAGCUGUGCUAAUGAUGCCUUGCGUGGCCUGGAGGCUGAAGAGAAUCCGAAGAGGCUGUGAUGACAGUCAGCGGCAUGCUGAUCAUGAUAGACCUGCGGCCCAUGUCUCCCCAGAGAGAGUAACCAUCAUGUAGCUGUAGCCGUUUUGCUUUAAUAGCUCAGCAAUAGCUCAGCCUCAUUGCUACUGUGCAGUACCCAGACAUCUCAUGUGCGACCAACAGAAGCAACUGUUUGUAGAGACACAAACACUAAAGGAUCCUAAUGUUGUUGUUUUUUUGUUUGUUUUUUAUUUUUUUAUAUGGCCGUUAGGUAAUUAGGUGAUCAGUCUUAAACUUUGCUGUGGGCAUCUCAUAUCACAUUGUGUUUUGGAGAGUCACAUGAAAUGAAUGUGCAGUCACACUGUGGUUAUUCAAGUCAGUGCGUGUCUCUUAGUCCAUAUUAUUGAGCUUGUGGCUAAAAUGAACAGCUCAGUUUAGGCCUUGUGCUUUAGCUACAGUCUAAUGUUCUAAAUAUAUUAUAGGACAAAAACCAGUGAUGGUCUGUUACCAUUCUAAAGUCUUUUAUUCUUAUUUUUUCACAGCAAUUUGCCAAAGAUUAAAGUUUCUUUUUAUAUCCAUUUAACAUCCACAAAACAAGUACGUUUUCACUUUCUCUUGAUUAUGGCAAGAAAUGCAGCUUGUUAGCAAAAAACUGCAAAGUACAUUAUCCUCUUUUCCUAGAAUUUCCUAUGGUGGUCAGUUAAAGUACUAACAAAGCAAACUCCUAACAACAACACACACACACACACACACACUUACACAAAGCUUACAUGUAUAUCAGCAAGCAUAUCAAUGAUUAUACAUUUUCUUUCUUAAAUAACCACAGUCUAUGUAAAGUAUCCAUUACUUUAGACCAAUAAAGGGUUAUGUAGUUAAGAAGGAGGAUGAUGGUGAUGAUGAUAAUUAUAAUAAUUAUAAUAACUGCUCUUUGCCUUACCUUACUAUAAAGCAGAUAUUUCAGAUAAUGUUUUUUGGCCAAUCAGAUUUGAGAUUUAACAGCACUGUAAUAUACAGUACAUUACUUUUUGUUUUUCAUAAUACAAUGAAACAUGUUUAAGUCAGCUAAGUUUAUUCCUGUUGUGGUAGAUAUCAUUUUGCCUGGGCGUGUAGAUUGCUGUAAUUGUCAGGGUCUCACAGUGGAACCUUGCAACUGUAGUUACAAAGCAAUAGCAUCAAACAAAUCUAAUGAAACUGCAGAAUUUUUAUAGUUUUUUUUUUUGUGUGUGUGUGUGUGUUAUUAAAUGUGCACAUGCUGUUAUUUGUGGAAAUGUUUAAAAUGGAAAAAUAUUAAUGCAUAAUUUUCCUGCACAUGUGAUAAACAUGCAAACUUUAAAAUGUCUCACUUCUAUCACUGAAUUUGUUCUAGCAGCAGCAAUAAGGUGCAUUAAUCAACCGAUUACCAGGAUUCGUCUCAAGGAUACUAGAUUAUAAUGCUUGCUUUACAGCUCCUUUGUAUGUUUUUAAACCAGUGUCAGUUAAUUGUAUUUAUCUAUCAGUGACAAAUCAUAGAAAAUAUAUAAAAACUUUAAUUGGUUAAUUAAAUUUUUUCCUUUCAA
Molecule: messenger RNA, 3087 nt
Organism: Clarias gariepinus (North African catfish)
Lineage: Eukaryota; Metazoa; Chordata; Actinopteri; Siluriformes; Clariidae
Gene: steap2
Product: STEAP family member 2, metalloreductase
Exons: 5
Coding region: 152-1627 (491 amino acids)
Biological process (GO): copper ion import
Cellular component (GO): plasma membrane; endosome
Molecular function (GO): ferric-chelate reductase (NADPH) activity; cupric reductase (NADH) activity
Source: RefSeq, a predicted model, not a curated record